Amoebophrya sp. A25 is the source of this 2488-nucleotide messenger RNA. The record is from the annotation of a GenBank genome assembly. Lineage: Eukaryota; Dinophyceae; Syndiniales; Amoebophryaceae.
GGGUCCUCGUGAUUGGAUUUAUGUACGAAAAAAGAAGGGUGAGAAGCAAGAAGACCCUGUGCAAUACAAUGCGCCGCCCAAGAAAAUAGCUUCCCACAUGCAGGCUUAGCCAUUGUUUUUAGAUACAUAUGCAUGUUCAUUGAGGUCACAGGUAAUAGAAGUGUAAGUGUAAGUGGGAAGCACAGGUGGAGCAGCAGGGGAACUUCUAAAAAGUUUGCUGGUGUCGUUGAAAUUCGUGGCUCCUAUCAGAUAUAAUCUUGAUUCUGAUUUUGAACUGUGAGUCCGCGAACCGCGUGGUAGGACAAUGAAUUGAACAGCGUGAUUCAUAAAAAGCUGGGUGGUACAAAUAUUGACCUCUUGCCAGGCGCAUCAUCAUCAUCAUCAUCAUCAUCAUCGUAUUUUGCACCAGCAACAUUGAUCAUUGAAUCCAUGGCAUUUCCCCGCUUUAAGCGUAUCAACAAUAAUUACACGGCCCAUUGAUGAGGAGCAUAAGACAGUGAUUUGGGCAAAAUGAGUAUGCGGCCGCCAUCCCUGCCUCCAGCAGGUAAGGUCCGUUCUGCAUCCGGUGAUGCAAUUAUGUCUGCGGUACCCCCGCUCACAGCCGCUGAGAUCCAUUCUGCUAGUCCGCAUCCCGCAUCACUCGUGUCUCUCCCUCCCAGUCGGAGCUCCACGUCCACCUAUCCGGGAGGUGUAAUGGCAGGCACGUCCACGACUUAUUCUGGUAGUGUAAUAGCAAGUAGUGGCGGAAUAACAGGGAGCAGUUCCGCAACAGCGGAUGGAGGAGAAAUUUUGCAUUAUCAAGCUGGCUCAGGAGGAGCUGUGUCCAAUAGUGUUUCUGGCGGUUCGUCUUCCUCCUCAUCGUCGGGAUACUACGGACAAGGAGCAACUGCUCAGCAACAAAUCACAACAUUCUCCACCUCGUCCUCAUCUAGUAUCAACAAUGUGAAUACUUUUAACGGUGGCGGUGGUGCUGGCACAUGUUUUAUGAGGAGCGCAACUACCUCCAAUACCUCAAGAGAGCCAGGUCGACCUUCUGUUGAUCUCGGACCUCGCCACAGUGGGACUGGUACGUCUGGAACAGUCCAAAGCAACGCAGCUAGCAGAACCACUGUUGCAAAUGCGACUACAGGGCAGCCUCCCGGAGCAAGAUUCGGGCCACGCUCACAUCAAGGCUCUGUUGUAGCUAAGCGGUUUCACGAAAUAUUGGCUCGUUAUAGUGCGACCUUCGCUGGACAGAAUGGACCGGAAGCCGUGAAAUUUCGAAAAGUCACCGAAUUCGCUCUAACCCUGAUCAAAAAUGCAGAGAAGCAUUGGAAGGAGCUCAACAAAGAGCCAGUGGUGCUGCUAAGUCGUGGUUUAAUAGUACACGACAGUGAUCAAAAAGUGAUUCCGAUUUCUGUACUACGACAUCGAAAUGUGGAUAAAGGUCUAGCUUGAAGGUGCCCCUGCGUGAAUUUAUUUGUAGUUUUUUCUGUGCGUUGCGGCAUCUUCUCAUGUGAUGUCGCCACUUUGCUGAUCGUAAGGAAAAUGAAAACUACGUUUAUUCAGAUGCGUAGGUUGCCUCCCGUAUUUUCUCUUUGACGAUCCUAUCUUCUGCAGGUUCGCGAGUUCGAAGGCCGGGAGAAGGAGAAAGAAAAACUGAGACAAGUGCAAGGACAGAGUGAGGUAACCAUGGCUCAGUUGAAACAUCUUCGGAUGGUGAAGCCUGAGGCUCAUAACACAGCACUUAAAGCAAACCUUACUCGAGAUCUGCAUACAAUACAAGAUAUUGUUGCACAAGUCGGGGAUACGACAGGCAGCAAGCAGCUGGAAGAAUUUCAGGUAUUGGGAUUUUUUUCAAUUUUCAUAUGAUGCCUAUACAUAGUUCAUGAUCACUUGCAUUUUGUCUAAUAUGUAUCUAGAGAAGGAUGAAGUAGCUAAUCGCCUGUGUAGAAUAUGAAAUGAGGAACGUCUUUUCCGUUUGGGGACAGUUUUUCCAACUGUGACUCUUCUCCCUGUGCACCAUAUCUUACAUCUCCCAUAUCUUACAUCUCCCCCAAGGCUCGCGUGGCAUCCGGUGUGCAGGGAGUGGAGGAGGAUAUGCGUACUCUGAAACGUCGCAAAGUAGAUCUGGUAGAAAAAGAGAAAGACUUACGCCGUAUCGAAACUCAAAUACUGUCGCAGCCAGGCGGUGGUCAACUCGAGCGACUCUUGUGGGGUGCCAAAGAAGAGCACACAGCGGCGUUCGUGCAGCCAGCUGGCGUAGCAGAUCACCAUGCUGCCCAAGGAGGAUGAGCAGCCUUGAGCAAAUUGAAAUAUAACGACAUUGCUUUUAUGCACAAACAUGUGCUGGCUGCUGGUGGAUCGACGGUCUGCUGGUGUGACUGCGAUGGCUAUCCAUAUUGCCAUUGUGACGUGACUCCGGUUUCCGAUUUGAACAUCCAGUUCUUGAACAUGUAAGACUAUUUCAUGAUGACCUAACCCAAGAAUCGCCGAGGUCGACGUCUUC